AUGGCGGAAAAUUUAAAAGGCUGCAGUGUGUGUUGCAAAUCUUCUUGGAAUCAGCUACAGGACCUGUGCCGCCUGGCCAAGCUCUCCUGUCCUGCCCUUGGCGUCUCCAAGAGGAACCUCUAUGACUUUGAAGUCGAGUACCUGUGCGAUUACAAAAAGAUCCGCGAACAGGAGUAUUACCUGGUAAAAUGGCGUGGGUACCCAGACUCCGAGAGCACCUGGGAACCACGGCAGAAUCUCAAGUGUGUGCGCAUUCUCAAGCAGUUCCACAAGGACUUGGAAAGGGAGCUGCUUCGGCGGCACCACCGGUCGAAGCCACCCCGGCACCUGGACCCAAGCCUGGCCAACUACCUGGUGCAGAAGGCCAAGCAGAGGCGGGCAUUGCAGCGCUGGGAGCAGGAGCUCAAUGCCAAGCGUAGCCACCUGGGACGCAUCACCGUGGAGAACGAAGUAGACCUGGAUGGCCCCCCACGGGCCUUCGUGUACAUCAAUGAGUACCGUGUUGGUGAGGGCAUCACCCUCAACCAGGUGGCUGUGGGCUGUGAGUGCCAGGACUGUCUGUGGGCACCAGCUGGAGGCUGCUGCCCUGGGGCGUCACUGCACAAGUUUGCCUACAAUGACCAGGGCCAGGUGCGCCUGCGAGCCGGGCUGCCCAUCUACGAGUGCAACUCCCGCUGCCGCUGUGGCUAUGACUGCCCUAACCGCGUGGUACAGAAGGGCAUCCGCUACGACCUCUGCAUCUUCCGCACGGAUGAUGGACGUGGCUGGGGUGUCCGCACGUUGGAGAAGAUCCGCAAGAACAGUUUCGUCAUGGAGUACGUGGGAGAGAUCAUUACCUCAGAGGAGGCAGAGCGGCGGGGCCAGAUCUAUGACCGCCAGGGUGCCACCUACCUCUUCGACCUGGACUACGUGGAGGAUGUGUACACUGUGGACGCCGCCUAUUACGGCAACAUCUCCCACUUUGUCAACCACAGUUGUGACCCCAACCUCCAGGUGUACAACGUCUUCAUAGACAACCUUGAUGAGCGGCUGCCCCGCAUUGCUUUCUUUGCCACCAGAACCAUCCGGGCAGGCGAGGAGCUCACCUUUGAUUACAACAUGCAAGUGGACCCCGUGGACAUGGAGAGCACACGCAUGGACUCCAACUUUGGUCUGGCUGGGCUCCCCGGCUCUCCCAAGAAGCGGGUCCGCAUUGAAUGCAAGUGUGGGACUGAAUCCUGCCGCAAAUACCUCUUCUAG
Rangifer tarandus platyrhynchus (Svalbard reindeer) is the source of this 1239-nucleotide messenger RNA. NCBI's taxonomy places the organism in Eukaryota, Metazoa, Chordata, Mammalia, Artiodactyla, Cervidae. The record is from the annotation of a GenBank genome assembly.